AUGGCUUCGACACAAUCUCUAAACCCGCCGCCAGGCAGCAGCAAUGAGAAGGCACCAGAGUUCACACCAUCGUCCUCAGAAGCACCGCAGGACGCUGUGGACGUUACUCCGGACCGGCCUGCUGAAGAGACAUGGGAGGACAUCCCCGAGGAGAUCAUAUCUUUGAGCAUCCGUACACGAGUUCGGCUCACCGACAAUGACUUGAAGGUGAUGCCCUCGGAGACGUUACGUCUGCAACAAGAGCAGAAUGCCACGAAGGAGAAGAUUCGGGACAAUGGGGAGAAGAUCACGCAGGACAAGGUCUUGCCUUACCUUGUGGCGAAUAUAGUCGAGAUUCUGGACGUGAAUUCUGAAACUGAGGACGGCAGCGCGAACCGAGACCUUGACUCUAUGCGCAAGGGGAGAUUCGCCGUCAUCAAGCCCUCGACACAACAAACCGUCUUCUUCCCGCUCACCGACCUCGUCCCGCCCGAGAAUCUCAGACCCGGCGAUCCCGUUGGCACCAAUAAGGAUUCGUAUCUGAAGCAGAUCGAGGGGCUAAUUGAGGCGAUUGUCCUGCUCGUGGAGCGAGCGGACGGGCUCAAGGCGCCUGGCAUCAAGCCUCCGAAGGGUUCUCUCAUGUAUGGUCCUCCCGGCAGGGUCGAUAAGUGCCGUUUGGGUCUGGACAUCGUCUGGUUCGUCCCUCUCGACCGGAUUGAGUUCGUCAUGAAGGCCACCAUUUUCAAGAGUUUUUGCAACCGCCACAACGCCGCAAUGGCGCAGGCUUCCAUCUCCCCGCCCACUCGGGUGCCCCCAUGGCCCGCACCCAGUCCCGCGCGGCCUCCGGCCGGCUUCGGCACAAACGUCUCGAUGAAGCCGGAGGUGCUUCCCACCUCCCAUGUGGCACACGAGGAAGAGUCGUUUGGCAACCAUCUUCGUGUUCGGAUUCCGCAAAUCGUCCUCGCCGCGAUGACGCACCGGAAGCUGUAUGGCAUCGACUCUGCGGACGGCGCGGUGAACGGUGGGCGAUGGAGAUGCGCCGCAGGUCGUUGUCUUGUGGGCAUGACCCUCUUCCAUGUGGACGCGCUGGCGGGCGAACAUGCAAGAGGCGUGCUGGUAUCUGCUGAUGGAUUCGACAUCAUUGCCUGGCCCGUCAUUGAAGUGUACUUGCUCCGCAGCGGCUCCCAAGAACCCGUCGUCAUGCUAGAUGAGCGCACGUCUAUCUUCGAAACGGAAGAAAUCAAGGAAGCCUCUGUCAACUCGUCCCAUCCAUCUUCUCCCUUCGUCGACUCCACCGACAAGCAUAUAACCAACAUCACCUGGACGUUUGGCUUCGCUCCCGGCGAAGACAACCUCUCCAUAGGCACAUUGCAUCCCUCGGCAAGGUUCCAGGUUCAGCUUGUCUUGACUGUGGCCGGGCUAGCACUCGCCAUCGUCAUCACGAAAUUCAUGGUGAGGAAGGAGCGACUGCGUGAGCGGUGGUAUGACUAG
This is a messenger RNA of Fomitopsis serialis, 1470 nucleotides long. RefSeq lists its product as uncharacterized. The record is from RefSeq and is a predicted model, not a curated record. Bases 1 to 1470 code for a protein of 489 amino acids. The transcript is spliced from 12 exons. NCBI's taxonomy places the organism in Eukaryota, Fungi, Basidiomycota, Agaricomycetes, Polyporales, Fomitopsidaceae.